UCCUCCUAAGAUGACUAUGAAGAUGAAGACGCUGCUGCUUGCUUAUCAUUCAAAUAUCAUCAAUCCAAUCCAAUCCAUACACGACCAACAUAUAUAUACGGAGAGGCAGGCCAGGACAGGCAAACUUGGCAAAGUGCAGAGGCUUCGUGACAUAGCUAACUAGCUAGCAGUGCACCGAGUAGAUUUUGCAGUGAUUCAUCAGGCUCGGUUCAUUCAUCCAUCCAUUUGGAAGAUACUUAAGAAUAUACCCCUCGUCAAAACAAUCCGAUUCCAUCACGCUCUUAGGCCCCUACCGCUGGGGCCCAUACCCUAUCCACAGCGGUCGCCCCACUAUAUAAACAAAGAGAAGCAGGUCCACAUUCACUCAACCCUCCCUGCACUUUAAAAGCACAUCAUCAUCUGAUUUUUUGUGUCUUUUUUUUCCCUCUAAAAACUCAAAAGCCCAAAACAAGACUACCCCACCACCCACUGCUGAACCCUUUGGCCUUUUGGCUUCAUUUCAGCAAAGAUGAAUAUUUCUUCUCCUCCUCCUGCUACUGCUACACCUAGACUGUCUCUAACAGAUCAGCAACAUCUCAUAGACAAACUUGAAGUUUUUAAGAUUCAAGGUCGAGACAAACAUGGUCAAAAGGUUCUCCGCAUCGUCGGAAAGUUUUUUCCGGCUCGAAGAGUGAGCAACGAGGCUGUGAACAACUACUUGGAGGAGAAAAUAUUCCCAAAUUUAGGGGAAAGGCCCUUCUCAGUGGUGUAUUUGCACACGGAUGUGAAUCGCAGCGGCAACUUCCCUGGAAUUUCGACCCUACGAUCAAUCUACGACGCUAUUCCGAUCACCCUCAAGGACCGUCUCCAAGCCGUUUACUUUGUCCACCCGGGUUUGCAGGCCAGACUCUUCCUCGCCACCUUUGGUCGUCUCCUCUUCAAGUCAGGGUUGUGCAAGAAGCUAAAGUAUGUGAAGAGGCUGGAAUUUUUGUGGGACCAGGUGCGGAGGAAUGAGGUGGAGGUUCCGGAGUUUGUGUACGAUCACGAUGAGGAGCUGGAGUACCGUCCGAUGAUGGACUAUGGGUUAGAGAGUGAUCAUCCAAGACCGAGGGUCUACGUUGCACCUUGUACGUCUUCUACGUCCAUGAUGGACUCCUCCUUUGUUUCCAUGUACUCCAUGCGUUGUAUCGCAUAGCACUUAUUUGAGAUGGUUCAGCAUACAAGAAAUCAAACUCUUUUAGUUUGCUUUUCCUUU
Molecule: messenger RNA, 1234 nt
Organism: Prunus dulcis (almond)
Lineage: Eukaryota; Viridiplantae; Streptophyta; Magnoliopsida; Rosales; Rosaceae
Product: ganglioside-induced differentiation-associated protein 2-like
Exons: 3
Coding region: 509-1174 (221 amino acids)
Source: RefSeq, a predicted model, not a curated record